Molecule: messenger RNA, 1961 nt
Organism: Sabethes cyaneus
Lineage: Eukaryota; Metazoa; Arthropoda; Insecta; Diptera; Culicidae
Exons: 4
Coding region: 398-1234 (278 amino acids)
Source: RefSeq, a predicted model, not a curated record
ACGGUUUAGUAGAGAGAACGAGAUACGAGAGAUCGGAGCGAACUGGUGUGCCCGCAUCAGAAACAACCUGCUACCUAGCUAGUGAACCGAUAGAAUUCUCCAAUCGCAGCAGCAACAGAUAAAAAGUGACAGUCAAUCGACUAAAACAACAACAGUCUUUUCACUGUGAAAAGAAAGAAGAUUUGUGAUUUGUUGUCUUCCUUUUAAUUUUUGAGAAUAAAGGUGAAAGUUAUUGGAAGCGAUCGAGCAGAAGUGUGAAUUGUAUCGAGAAUUACGUGGACAAGUGGCCGCUAUCUGGUUGUGAGUGGAAAUAGUCUGAUUCCGAACAGGUGAAGAGGAGCAGUGCAAUAUCUGGAACAUUCGUGCUAGUGCCAACUCACUGCGGAACGGUGCAACGAUGAAGGCGACCUAUGUUUUAUUGGUUGGGGCUUUGCUUGCGAGUGGCUACGCAUAUCCAGCCAGCAAAGAAAGCAAGAAUAGCCCCGCAGACGAUGCAGAGUUCAUCGUAGUCCCGUUGGAGCAUCAGAGACCAUCCUACUUCAACCGAUAUCCGAGCAACUUUGACGCAUUCGAUGGUGUGGUCGAUACCGACGAUUUCCCACAUCCGGGCCAAAGUCCGGUAUUCUUCCCAUCGAUUAACCCGUUCACGUGGCAGUUCUCGUCUUACCUAGACGAUCUGAUGAGACGACUUCGUGAUCGCUUUGCCGGCUCGUGGAAUCCAUUCUACGGUACAAGCGACUUUGCCCCGUCUGGACCGGGACUUUGGCCUAUCGAUAUUCCGGAUGAUUCUUCCGAAGGUGGACAGACUAAUACGACUUCCACUGUUAAAGUCAUUGAUGGCCACAAAGUCGUAAUCAACGAUACGUACUACACCAAGAAGACCGACUUUGGAACUUCCAUUUUCAAGGUUCGUGUAAUCGAUGUCAAACCCGUGGACGAGGAGGGUGCCGAUAAGCCUGCUGCUACUGAUAGCCCGGUGGAAACCGGAAACCGCGCUGGCACUGAUGAUGAGCCGAAAAAACCAUCCAGUGAAGAUGCCGAUGAUGAGAAAAAACCGGCCACCGAGGCUCCCAAACGGGACACCGAGCUAGAGUCGAGUGAUGAGGAUACGACUCCGGCCGACGAUAGUUUGAAUACCAUUAACAACGACAUCGACAGCGCCAAAAAGGAUGAGGUAAAUACUGAAGCUUCAGCGGAAAAAGAACCUACUACUGCUGCUCCUGCUGAAGAAUAAUCUACUGUUGCCUCUCUGUUUCUCUUUCGAGGAAAAUUUGGGUUCUAUCAGAAGUCCUAUCCUCCCAGAAUUGGAUUCUACUAAAACUCUUAUCCUCUUCAGUAUAGUCGUUCUCUCGAAUUAACAUUCCAACCUAACAGCACGAAGUUUAAACUUUUCCUCUUACACGGAACAGACCAGCAAAAAAUCAACUAUCGUUACCAAAAAAGCAUGCUCUACAUCCAUCCUAGCAUCUUUCGAAACUUUCUGUGAUUCUGUCCGCCGGAUCAUCCGGCGAGGCGCUAUAUUUCCUGCUCUGAUUUUCCACUGUGCAGUAAUGGCCGUGUAAAUACGAUCUAUUGUUAAUCGCCUCAUUUCAUUCCUCAAGCCCAAAAAGCUCGCAAACUGAUGGACAAUUAUGUACAACGGUAGCCCGUGUCAAAGAGGCCAGUAAAAAACCGGAUUCAUCCGACCAUCAUCUAUGAAAAAAAACUUUUCGAUGCUUCAUCACAACUGAUGGCUAGUGAUUUAAGAACUAUACAAACAAACAAGCAAACAAAAAAACUGAAUUGAAAAAUGAGAUGAAUGCAUUGAAUCUUCCACGGAAGGUAGAAGGAAAUAUGAUUGUAAACCGUCUUCGCUCAUGUGGCAAAUUUGUUCCGUCGGUUAGGACAGUAACGAGUGUGAUGACUAUUUUCAACAGAUAAUAUCUUUUUAUGUAAAUAAACGAUACUGUUACAGAAAUUAA